UUAUGUCAUGAUUUUCCUAGGCUGUGCUAACAACAUCAAAGUGAGAAAACAUUGAAAAUGCUUAUUUGAAAUUGUUUAAAGUUAAAAUAAUAGUUCUUCUGUAUUAAAAGCAUAAAAUUCGCAUUAAAAUAAUAACGUAAACAAUGUUUAACUCGUUUUUUCGCAAUUGGCUCGGAACUGAAGAUCCACCAACAAAGGUCAUCGAAGUGCGACCGGAUAAUUAUGUGUCCAGACCAAUAUAUUACAGGGAUGAUUCAAUGUUGUUAUAUGGUCCAAAGACCCCCAAUGAUGGGAAAAAUUCGAAAGAUAAAUUCUAUGAAAUUGUCUUACAUAAACCCUUUACAGAAAGCUUGCAUCAGAUGUACAGCUUAUUUCGAUCGGAAAGUCGUGAAAUUUCUGAAGAAAGAUUUAUUACAUUCAAAGACAGAAUACCAGUUUAUGUUAAAAUUACUAAAGAGUGUACAGUCCCAAGUCUUCAAAAGCUUUGUGACAUUCUCAGCGAACAUAACUCGUGGACUGUGGCACACAUAGUUGCACAUUUUGGCCAGUAUGAACUUCUUAAUGAACCAGAUGUUCAGAGACACAUUAAUGAAGUUGACCCUGUUACAGGAGCCUCUGCACUUAUGGUGGCAAUUAGAACAGGAAAUGUACGAAUGGUACAGAGCCUUAUAUCAAUCAAUUCAUCUCUGGAAAUAAUUGAUCACGACCACAACUCUGUAUUUCAUUAUGCCGCUGCAAGUAACAAGGAAGUUAUUAAUGCCCUUGCCAGCAAAACAUCGAAAUUCCUAAACUUAUUCAACAAGCAAGGGUACACACCGCUACACAUGGCUUGUCUCGCAGACGCGCCUGACUGCGUCCGAGCCUUGUUAAUGGCUGGAGCUGACGUGAAUCUAACAGCCGCCAAACGGACUGCUAGCAAUUCACAGGCUAUUCCAGGUGUAGUCGGCGAUGUGGUCCAAAACAAUCGAUCCAAACUAUUCGAAGAAGACAUGAAGCGUGGUGGAACGCCCCUCCACUGGGCGAUUUCCCGCGAAGUGAUUGAUGCUCUAGUCGACAAGAACUGUGAUUUUAACGCUGUCAACUUUGAUGGAAGAACCGCCCUUCAUAUUAUGGUGUUGAGGGGGAGACUGGAAUGCGCUACCGCUUUGCUCUCUAGAGGAGUGGAACAUUCUACAGGUGACAAAGAGGGCAACACACCUCUGCAUUUAGCAGUUAAACAGCCAAACAUAUGCAUAGUGCAGGCUUUAGUUGUGUUUGGAGCUGAUUUGGAAGCGAAGAACAACGCUGGUUUCACCGCAAGGCAUUUGGUACCAAUUGAAAUGGCGAAUAGUGAUUAUGAUAGGAUUCUGUACGUUUUGCAUUCCGUUGGGGCAAAGAGAUGUACCUCGGACAUCUCUGGUUGUCGUCCAUCAUGUUCCUCCAGAGGGGAGUAUAAUGGAGUCCCACCACCACCGAUAGCAAGGUCUUCCACUCGCGAUAUGGUCUGCAGUAUGCUUACCGCUUCUACCAUGGACAAAGCGGCAACACUGGGGACACUGAAGAAUGAAGGACGCUUACUCUGCCUAGAUGGAGGCGGAAUACGUGGUUUAGUGCUAGUCCAAAUCUUACUAAACCUCGAAGCAGCUAUAGGCAAACCGAUAAUACACUGCUUCGACUGGGUAGCUGGGACCAGUACUGGUGGGAUUCUGGCAUUGGCUCUGGCCACUGGGAAGACGUUGAGAGAGUGUCAGAUGCUGUACUUUAGGAUGAAGGAAUUCGCAUUUGUGGGCAUGAGGCCGUACCCUUCUGAGGUGCUUGAGAACAUUUUGAAGGAGUGUUUAGGUACGGAGACAGUUAUGGCGGAUAUCGACCAUCCGAAGCUGAUGAUCCUGGCAGUCUUGGCGGAUAGAAAGCCAGUUGACUUGCACAUCUUCAGAAAUUACCAGGCAGCUGAAAAUAUACUGUGCGAAUAUAAUGGAACAAUGAGUCCUAAAGCAGAGGCCAGUGACCGUUCGUCAGUGGAAAUCCUAGCGGAGCCUCCGUCCCCCGCGGAACAGCUCGUGUGGCAGGCGGCUAGGGCUUCGGGGGCUGCGCCUUCCUACUUUCGGGCUUCAGGCAGGUAUUUAGACGGUGGUCUAAUAGGGAAUAACCCAACGUUAGACGCACUGACUGAGUUAGCGGAAGUAAGACUGGCACUGGAAGCCACGGGCCAGUAUGAAGCCGCUAAGAAAACUCAUCUCAAAGUCGUCGUUUCUUGUGGAACUGGCAUGAUCCCGGUGACAAAAUUGAAAGAUAUAGACGUUUUUAAGCCGGAGAGCAUUUGGGACACCGCCAGACUUGCUCUGGGGUUAUCUUCCAUUGGAAAGCUUUUAGUUGAUCAGGCGACGCAAUCCGACGGACGUAUCGUUGAACGUGCGCGUGCGUGGUGCCAAUCACUUGGCGUGCCCUACUACCGGUUCUCGCCGCAAAUGUCACGCGACCAUGCGAUGGACGAACGAUCUGACGAGCACUUGGUGACCAUGCUGUGGGAAGCGCAGGCUUAUAUGAGGGACCAUAGGGAUAGAGUCGUGGAACUGGCUGCUAUGCUGACUGAUACGGAUGUUAAAUAAUUAUUUGUUAGCACAAUUAGGUGAAUAUAGUUUAAUAUAUGUGAUUAUAAAAAAAUAUGUUAUCGGAUUUAAAUGUUAUAUCAAUUUUUCAAGUCAUAACUGACUCGGGUUUAUCGCAAGCGUGGUUUUUAAAUAUCAUUCCUACAUCUGUCAGCUGUCACCUGUCAGAUGUCAUCGCAGGAAGCAGGCGCUUUUAGACUUAACGUUAAUUAGGGGAAGGCGUGUAUAAGUGAGAUUUUAGUUAUUUAUUCAUUGGAAUUAUUGACAAGAAUGUGAGAAAGUACAGUUAUAAAAUGUAUGAAUAGUAGCAAAAUAAGUAGAACCUAUACUUAGUAGCUCAGUUAAUGUCCUGAUAGCGUGAUAUCGCGUCAUAGGAAAUGUGAUUUUAAAUCUAGUAUUUAAGGUUUAUUAUCGUGUGAAUUUAGUUAAAAUAGCUAGUGUCUUGUACGACUAUGUUCAGUCAUUUAGUCUUAACGCAUGGGCCGAACAGAUUUCUAUUUCGUUAGGUUUUUUCAAGCAAGUCGUCUGUUCCUAUAGAAAUACUAUUUGACCGGAAAUCGAACCAAAAACUUUCGACUUGUCAUUAGAGUUUUUCGUUGAUAUUAAAACAUUGUUUAUACUAAUGUGUCUAAUAUGCACAAAAUUCAUUUAAAAGUUGUAUAGUUUAUUAAUUAGCCGUUAUUUACGUUAAUUUUAUGUUAUAUAAAUAUCGGAUUAAAAAAGUUUAUCAGUUGAAUUAUUUUUAUCGAAUUUAGCCUUGAAUUUUUUAUCUUUGCGAAUUGCAUGUUAUGUAAACUUGUUAUUAGUUGUUGUAUGCAGAUAUAAUAUAUUUUGAAACCACUAGAUUUCUGAAUUGUGUGGACUUGAAGCUUAAAAUACUACAAGUAGUAUUUAAGGGUAUUUUUUUAUUUAUGAUUACAAUAGUUUUUAUUUCAUAAAACCAAAGGUUUAUGUAUUCAUUCAUGAAAACUAAACUAAUAGUAAUGUACUAUUAUUAUUUUAUUGUAUCGUUAAAUUAAUUGACAGAGAUACAAGUUGUAAAAUAAAACUGAUUUUGUUUGUUAUAAUUAAUAGUUAAAAAUCACAAAAUAUUAUAUAAUAUUCUCUAAAUUUCCAUUAUAAUUAGCAAACUUAUUAAAAAUUGUCCUUACCUUUGUAAUUGCUAACAAAGGUAAAAACAUGAAUUUACUUAUUGACUUUUUAUGUACUGUAAAACUAGUCUGCCUUACCUUAGGGUAAGAAUCAUAUCACACUAGCGUAAACUAUAAAUCCCUUUGUCAAAAACGUGGUACAUUUUGACAUACCGAAAUCAUAGUUCGCGCUAAGUAUAAGCUUGAUAAAGUUCAUAUGUAGCAAGUUAUAAUUGUAUCGACUGAGUAUUUAAUGUGGUGCAAAUAAAAGUCUAUAUAUAUUGCAAA
This is a messenger RNA of Pieris napi, 4006 nucleotides long. RefSeq names its product 85/88 kDa calcium-independent phospholipase A2 (gene iPLA2-VIA). The coding region runs from base 144 to 2588 and encodes 814 amino acids. Gene Ontology annotation, biological process: lipid metabolic process; positive regulation of ceramide biosynthetic process. The record is from RefSeq and is a predicted model, not a curated record. Gene Ontology annotation, cellular component: mitochondrion. The transcript has 16 exons. Lineage: Eukaryota; Metazoa; Arthropoda; Insecta; Lepidoptera; Pieridae. Gene Ontology annotation, molecular function: protein binding.